This is a messenger RNA of Spirometra erinaceieuropaei, 2843 nucleotides long. Lineage: Eukaryota; Metazoa; Platyhelminthes; Cestoda; Diphyllobothriidea; Diphyllobothriidae. The record is from the annotation of a GenBank genome assembly.
AUGGAUGGUUAUCUUGGCGGCUGCGAAAUUGAACUAAUGACCCGGUCCGAAGAUGUCGGCAUCCACUUGUAUGACAGUUCGAACGCCGUACCCGAUGAUGUCCACCGUGGGCUCCACAGCAAGGUAGAGCAUGGACGGUGACUUGCGCGGCAUUUUUCGCACACUCUUCUCCUCCCCACCUGAGUCCGAUGUCAAAACAUAGACAGGAAGACCGGGGACGAGAGAAAGCGCAGGUGCCUGGCACGGCAGGACUGGCACCUAAACGUACAACACACCUCUUGGUCCACAACAUGCAAUUAGCCAGUAUUUUAAUCAACGACAACAGCACCACAACGGUUCAGAAGGACGAAGAUGACUGGGCAGUCAUGUCAACUACCUGCAUACCCAGCAGGAGCACAAGCACAUCUACCGGCAGGGAACCAGGCGUCAGGGAACUGCCAGCGCACAUCAGGCUGCGAGGGCCAUGGUUAACUGAUCUUGGCAUAAAAGAGGCUUACGUAAUUGAGUCCCAGAAGGAUGACACGCAGACCUGCAUUUAGCCUGGGCCAUUACCAUUAAAAGGCUGGCUGACCAGUUAGUAGUCGACUGAGAGACACUACCCAUAAUGCGCACACACACUCCUCACAUGCGUAAGAGUGCCAGAGGUCACGUUAAGAAGGAGCCGUUUCAACCUGGUUCACGGCCCACCAAUACGCCAUUCCAAACAGACACACACAGUUGGGCUGAGUGCGUGGAUUGAGUCUGCAGCCUUACAGGCCAUGGCGCCUGAUCCACCAUGGUAGCCUCAAACUCGUAUCACACAUGCAGCAGAGGAGCCACAUGGAGAAGGAGCCGAGAAGCACAUUUCCCACUUGCGUGGGAGGAUGGAAUCGAAUGCUUGCGAUGGGUGGCGUUGUUGUAUAGUGUAGAUGAUGACGGGGAGAGGUAUGACGGUGUGGUGUAGCCGGCGAUCGUCAACCGCAGGCUCUCGGAAAUGCCCAUUUGUCCUAUCGGGCCUUUGCGGGUAGUGAAUGUUCGAGGGCAGUCGAGGCGAAUGCGGCGACUGUAGGUUGGUGCGCUAGGUACUGGUUGACUACUCUCUGGGCGAUGGAUUCGCAAGUGACCGAUCAGGUCGAUGUGUGAGGUGAGUGUACAAUGAUAGUAUAGGCAGGAUAGGUCAGAAGUGUCAGAGUCGGUUUUAGUGAUGGUGACGUCGGUGGAGCUGCUGGUGGUGUGGGUUGAGCUUCUUGUACACUGUCCAGGUCUCCGCUCCAUACAGCAGAGUCGGCAGAAGGACUGCUUUGUACAUCUCCAGUUUGGUGCUGAUGUGGAGACCGCGUCGAUUUCAGCCGGUACUUUGCAGACGACCGAAGGCUUGGCCGGCCUAGGAAAUCCGGCAGGCCACUUGAUCGUCGAUUAUGGUGUUGCGAGAUAGGGUGCUGCCCAGGUAAGUGAAGUUGUCCACAUCUUGCAGUUAGGCACCGUUAACUUUGAUGUGUGGUGCUACGUGGGCAGUCUUGGUUGGCGUUUGGUGCAUAUACGCCGUCUUCUCCGUGUUGGUGAUUAGGCUGAAGUUGUCACUGGCGGUGACGAAAAGGUCCCUGUUCCUUUACCUGUCUCCUUCGUAGGUGGCGUUGAGAGCACAGUUGUCAACGAAGAGAAGUUCAUGGACGGAGGUUGCGGAUGCAUUCGACUGGAAGUGCAUCCGCCGCUGCUUUAGGAGUUUAGGAGGAGUUCCUCACUCAUAUCCCAGGUAUGGAUGACCCUAUUAUCGACAAGCGAUCGCACCUCAAAAAAACUUACUCCAGCAGGACUGGUCGCAUUUGUAAGACUCAGAAAGGGCUAAAAAUGUGCACAGAAAGCGGAAACACCGUGCAAAAUAUGCCAUCGGCAAGUCCUGUGAACUGGCCUGUCUUUAUGCAUGUGCGGCUUAAUAAUCAUAUCUCCGAACAGGUCCCUUUAGGAAGCAUGGGCGGUUGGUAAAAAUAGCGGUCUGGCCUUCACAGGAUACCUCACAUGUACAAGAAUAAAAUCAGGGGGUUAUAAUCGAAGAGUCCCUGUUUCACUUAAGUACGUUAAAAUGUUCAUUCCACUCCAGUCCUAGCCAGGGAACGAUCAUUAGUACUACUCGAGAUGGUGGCUGGGACAGCAAUGCGGACCCACAAUGAUUUUUACAAAAAAAAUGAAAUUAGGAACUAUGGAGUCUGCAUGUAAUUUAAUUUUGAAUCAAAGUUGCACGGAUUCAUGCGACAACCACCUUUGUGCCUAUAAUACAGCUGUCGUUAGAUCGAUACUAAUGUCUACAUUUCUACCCCUUGCUGUACCUCUAGCAAAAGCUGUACCUCAGGAAUUCUGUGGCAGUUAAAUGCGUCUGCAUCGUCGGUUGUUAAAGGCAGGUUGGACGACCUAUUAUCGGCAGCUGAUAAAAGAGCAAGUUGUCGCUCAAAUGCAUCACUCUGACAGGCCCCUUCCUUCUGUUAUCGCAUCAUUCCGCCGUUGCCCUUGGUUCAAGGAGACGCAAGUCUGCAGGAGGAGGGGGCAGCAUUUGAGAAGGAGUCCCGCUACCCCUCCAGGCUUGAGCACACGCACUACCCCUCAAACACAGUCUCCGACCCUAUAACUCCCUUAAGAGUUACCCUCAUUUUCCUCCUUCCUCCUCCUCCUCCUCCUCCUCCUCCUCCUCCUCCUCCCCCUCCUCCUCCUCCACCCCUCCGCUCUCUCCUAUCCCGCCUUCCCCUCAUUUUGGUGCCGGCAUCGAAACGCAGAUCGAGUCAACCAGUUCCAUCCCGACACCGGCCAAUCUGUCCGCUAUCUUGGUUUUUCCCUGUUCGCUCUUUCUGCACUGCACCCUUCGCCAGCCGUGA